Messenger RNA from Prionailurus viverrinus (fishing cat), 2124 nucleotides. RefSeq names its product calpain 9 (gene CAPN9). The transcript is spliced from 20 exons. Gene Ontology annotation, cellular component: cytoplasm. The coding region runs from base 1 to 2073 and encodes 690 amino acids. NCBI's taxonomy places the organism in Eukaryota, Metazoa, Chordata, Mammalia, Carnivora, Felidae. Gene Ontology annotation, molecular function: calcium ion binding; calcium-dependent cysteine-type endopeptidase activity. The record is from RefSeq and is a predicted model, not a curated record. Gene Ontology annotation, biological process: proteolysis.
AUGCCCUACCUCUAUCGGGCCCCAGGGCCCCAGAAGCACCCGGUUCCCAAGGACGCCCGCGCCACCCACUCCUCGGGCCAGAGCUUCGAGCAGCUGAGGCAGGAGUGUGUGCAGAAGGGCAUCCUGUUUGAGGACGCAGACUUCCCAGCCGACAGCUCCUCGCUCUUCUACAGUGAGAGGCCCCAGAUCCCCUUCGUGUGGAAACGGCCGGGGGAAAUAGUGGAAAACCCAGAAUUCAUCCUUGGAGGGGCCACCAGGACAGAUAUCUGCCAGGGGGAGCUUGGCGACUGCUGGCUAUUAGCUGCCAUCGCCUCCCUGACACUGAAUGAAAAAGCUCUGGUUCGAGUCGUCCCCCAGGACCAAAGCUUUGGACCCGGUUAUGCCGGGAUAUUCCACUUCCAGUUCUGGCAGCACAGCGAAUGGCUGGAUGUGGUCAUCGAUGACCGACUGCCCACCUUCAGGGACCGCCUGAUCUUCCUCCACUCGGCCGACCACAGAGAGUUCUGGAGUGCCCUGCUGGAAAAAGCCUACGCCAAGCUGAGCGGUAGCUAUGAGGCUCUGAAGGGAGGCAGCGCCAUCGAGGCCAUGGAAGACUUCACCGGGGGUGUAGCAGAGACCUUUGCAACUAAAGAGGCUCCAGAGAACUUCUAUGAGAUUCUAGAGAAGGCUUUGAAGAGGGGCUCUCUCGUGGGCUGCUCCAUUGAUAUCCGAAAUGCUACAGAGUCUGAAGCCCGGACACCUUUUGGUCUCAUUAAGGGGCAUGCCUACAGUGUGACAGGAAUUGACCAGGUAAACUUCCAAGGCCGGAACGUGGAGCUCAUCAGAGUCCGGAACCCUUGGGGCCAGGUUGAGUGGAACGGGUCCUGGAGUGACAGUUCCUCCGAGUGGCUUUCGGUCGGGGCAGCUGAGCAGAAGCGCCUGUGUCACACCUCUCUCGACGAUGGGGAAUUCUGGAUGGCGUUUAGGGACUUCAAGACCCACUUUGACAAGGUAGAAAUCUGCAACCUGACUCCUGAUGCCCUGGAGGAGGAUGCUGUCCACAAAUGGGAGGUGACAGUCCAUCAAGGAAGCUGGGUGCGGGGCUCCACCGCCGGGGGCUGCCGCAAUUUUCUAGAUACCUUCUGGACCAAUCCACAGAUAAAACUGUCUUUGAUUGAGAAAGAUGAGGGGCAGGAAGACUGCACUUUCCUUGUGGCCCUGAUGCAGAAAGAUCGAAGGAAACUCAAGAGGUUUGGUGCCAACAUGCUGACCAUUGGCUAUGCCAUUUACCAGAGCCCCCGCAAAGACGAACACCUGAACAAAGACUUCUUCAGGUACCAUGCUUCCCAGGCCAGAAGCAAAACGUUCAUCAACCUGAGAGAAGUCUCCGACCGCUUCCAGCUGCCCCCUGGGGAGUAUAUCCUGAUACCCAGCACUUUUGAGCCCCAUCAGGAAGCUGAUUUCUGCCUGAGGAUCUUUACGGAGAAGAAAAUUAUCACCCAGGACAUGGAUGGAGAUGUGAACAUUGACCUUCCCGAGCCUCCGAAGCCUACUCCAGCUGGCCAGGAGACAGAGGAGCAAUUGCAGUUCCGGGCCCUGUUUGAACAAGUUGCCGGCGAGGACAUGGAGGUAACUGCAGAGAAACUGGAAUAUGUUUUAAACGCUGUGCUGCGAAAGAAAAAGGACGUCAAAUUCAAGAAGCUCAGCCCGAUUUCCUGUAAAAACAUCAUUUCUCUAAUGGACACCAGCGGCAACGGGAAGCUGGAGUUCGAGGAGUUCAAAGUGUUCUGGGACAAGCUGCAGAAGUGGAGAAACCUGUUCCUUCAGUUCGAUGUUGACAAGUCUGGCACCAUGUCCUCCUAUGAGCUGCGGACCGCCCUGAAAGCCACAGGCUUCCAGCUGAGCGGUCGCCUCCUGCAGCUGAUUGUCCUCAGGUACACAGACGAGAACCUCCAGCUCGGCUUUGAUGACUUCCUCAACUGCCUGGUCCGGCUGGAGAACGCGAGCCGGGUGUUCCAGGCACUCAGUGCAAAGAACAAGGAGUUCAUUCAUCUCAACAUAAACGAGUUCAUCAAGCUGACAAUGAACAUCUGAGGCUUCCCUGGCAAGGACGCACUCUGUCCGGCUGAGUCUUGACUUCUGGAC